Molecule: messenger RNA, 2595 nt
Organism: Pelodiscus sinensis (Chinese soft-shelled turtle)
Lineage: Eukaryota; Metazoa; Chordata; Testudines; Trionychidae
Gene: MEP1B
Product: meprin A subunit beta
Biological process (GO): proteolysis
Cellular component (GO): membrane
Molecular function (GO): metalloendopeptidase activity; protein binding; zinc ion binding
Source: RefSeq, a predicted model, not a curated record
UAGAGAGUCCAUAGCCUUUCACGGAAUAAAGCAACAUGUUGUCUGUGCCUAUGCUCCUGAUGUGGUCUCUUCUUCAGGUUGGCUGUGGUCUGCCUACUCCAGAGUCAUUGGAAGUAGAUGUAGAUGGGGGAAUUGAUCAAGAUAUUUUGGACAUCAAUGAAGCUUUAGGACUGAAUCUUUUUGAAGGAGAUAUCAAACACGAUGGGACACGAAACUCCAUUAUCGGUGACAACUAUCGGUGGCCCCUUACCAUCCCCUAUGUCCUUGAGGAUAGCCUGGAAAUGAAUGCUAAAGGACUUAUACUCAAAGCAUUUGAACGAUAUCGUCUAAAAACAUGUAUUGACUUCAAACCUUGGGAAGGAGAACAAAAUUAUAUAUCAGUGUUCAAGGGCAGUGGUUGCUGGUCUUCUGUGGGGAACCGCCAACAAGGGAAACAGCAGCUCUCGAUUGGAGCCAACUGUGACAGGAUUGGAACUAUUCAACAUGAGUUCCUUCAUGCUCUUGGAUUCUGGCAUGAGCAAUCACGAUCUGAUCGGGAUGAUUAUGUCUCCAUAAUGUGGGACAGAAUUCAGUCAGGUAAAGAACACAAUUUCAAUACAUAUGAUGAUAAAACAUCAAGUGCCCUGAAUGUUCCCUAUGAUUACACUUCUGUGAUGCACUAUAGUAAAACGGCAUUCAGGAAUGGAACUGAACCAACCAUAAUAACUAACAUACCAGACUUCAUGGAUGUGAUUGGGCAAAGGAUGGACUUCAGUGAUUAUGAUCUCCAGAAGCUAAAUCGCCUAUACAACUGCACCUCCUCAUUAAGCUUUAUGGACACAUGCACUUUUGAACUUGAAAAUGUGUGUGGCAUGAUUCAAAGUUCAGAAGAUAACAGUGACUGGCAGCGUGUGUCUCAGGUGUCUGCUGGACCACGUACUGACCAUACCAAUAUGGGAGACUGCAAAGAUACUGGGUACUUCAUGCAUUUCAAUACCAGCACUGGCAAAAUCAGAGACUCAGCUGUUCUGGAGAGCCGAAUUCUAUAUCCCAAAAGAGGAUUUCAGUGCUUACAAUUCUAUUAUUACAACAGCGGUCAUGAAAGUGAUUACCUGAACAUCUUAGUCAGGGAGUAUGCUUUAGACGGCUCCACUAGUGCUUUAAGACUCGUUGAAAGGAUACAAGGUUCACCUCUGGAUUAUUGGCAGCUUUACCACAUUCCUUUGAAGGUCACAAGGAAAUUCAGGAUUGCAUUUGAAGGCGUAAAAGGACAUGGUUCAUCCAAUGGAGGCCUCUCUAUUGAUGAUAUUAACCUUUCAGAAACAGAGUGUCCCCAUCAUGUCUGGCAUAUAAGAAAUGUUACCCAUCUCCUCAAUACAAGUCCUGCAGGGACAAAGGGAAGAAUAUUCAGUCCACCUUUUUACUCUAGUAAAGGAUAUGCUUUUCAGGUUGGCUUGUAUGUAAACGGUACUAGUGACAACCCAUUCACCUUGGCAAUAUAUUUGUACUUAAUUUCUGGAGUAAAUGAUGAUCGUCUGCAGUGGCCUUGUGUAUGGCAACAAGUUACUAUGGAGCUGUUGGAUCAAAAUCCUGAUAUUCGUCAACGCAUGUCCAAUCAAAGAAGCAUAACAACAGAUACAUCUGUACUAACAGGUUCCUCUUCAUAUUUUUGGGACAGACCAGACAAAGUAGGAGCACCUGCUAAUUUCAGUAAUGGGACUCAAUUCAUGAGAGGGCCAGGACGAGGAACUAGUGGAUAUCUAACUCAUCAAAGACUCAGAAGCCUCAACUUCAUCAAAGAUGAUGGGGUUUUCAUUCUUUUGUCAAUGGAAGACAUCUCACAUCUGAUUAAUCAAUCAGUCUUUAUAAAUACCACAGCUCCAGGCAGAACCUGUAGAAAUUAUCCCUGUGAAAAUGGCGGUGUCUGCACUGUUGUAGGGGAAAAACCAGAAUGCAGGUGUGCUGUAGGUGAUAACUGGUGGUAUAUGGGAGAGAAGUGUGAGAAGAAAGGCACAACUAAAGAAAAUAUUAUAAUAACUGUUUCUUCAUCAAUUGCUAUAUUUGUCUUUAUGCUACUGGUCACUAUUAUAAGCACAUGUUGCAUAAAAAAGAAAUACCGCCAAAAAAUGAGAGAAAACAAAGAAGCUUGGAUUUUAGAAAAUAGACAUAGGAUGAAUGGAAUCUAAGACAAAAAUCAUGACAAAGAUCGAUCUUUGAAGUAAUCUGGAUGCCUCAACCACACAAAUGUUUUUAGAGUUAUCUUUCAGUUUAGCCUUGCUGCUAAAAUCUUAAGAGUGAAAAAUAAAGCAUCAUCUUAAAUAAGGCUGGGUACUGUCAUAAAACCGAUAAAGUGUCUGAAGUUGUUGGGCUUGUGGGUUCUGCUUAUUGCAGAUGGAAAUGUGUCAUUGUGUGAGAUUUCUGCCGUUUGCUUUAAGUCUCCAUGAACAUGAAGAGCCAUAGAACAAAGAGAGAAGAUUUAAAAAAAAUCUGUUUAAAAAUCAUCAUGAAGCAAGGUUAUCCAUUUUACUACGAUGACUGACACUGUUUUACUGUGCUGCUGGCAUCUUAUCUUGACAUACACAUUCAAGUAAAUAUACACACUUACUAAAUGCUCCC